AUGUUUAUGCUCCGCAACGUGAGCAAGUUUUUGUUCGGUGACGCUUCGAAAGAAUCCAUCAUUGAAAUCCCCCAAGGCGAGCUGUAUCUAGUCCGCCCUCAGUCGCCUAAGGGUUACUCGGAGCUUAUCUUCAAGGACGCCGUCGCAACAAUCCGACGUACCGGUCAGGACUUUCAAUACCAGCUUGUGGUUCAGAGAGCCUACGAAGAGGGCGAGGAAGAACUUGCGGACGACGACGGUGAACAGGGUGGCGGCGACAGCUUGGACAAGGACGAGAAAGUUUUCCUUCUCGACCAGGGCCUUCAUUUCCGCUCCGAGCUUCGUGACGGCGGAGAAAAGAUUUUGGCUUGGGAUGAUCUGAGCGGUGACCCAGGUGACCUUUUUGAGUUCAUCUGCGAUUCUUCUGUCCCAUCUGACAAGGUUGCCACCUUUGAACUUGCUGCCUUCCAGUGCCAGUACGAACGCAAAUUCCGCCGCAGCGCCCAGAAAGCCACCGAGGACGAGCUACAGGAAUUCUCAUACAGUGAAGAGAAGCCUAUUCCUUCUGCCAGCCCAGUCUCGUCCCCAGCAACAAAGUCACACGUGCCUCCCCCGACAUCUGAGGAUUCCGCUGCAACUAUGGCCAAGGACGUGGAAUAUGCCCAGUCCAAGGGACAAGUGAAGGCCCCUAUCCUCGAGGAAGAGGUGACCACUGCCCCUCCUUCUGCAGCCCACCCUGAGGUCAAAGAAAUUCUUUGCAAAGAAACUGCCGAGCUCCAUUUGUUCGACUUCUCCACUGGCACAUUUGUUCAGCAGGAGUCUGAGGUGGUUGCCUCUGUCUCUGAGGUUGGCACUUGGCAGUACUGGCUUCAGAUCACUGGCAAUGACAAAGAAUGGCUCGGACAGGCUGUUGUGGCCGAUAUUAACCCAGUUUUCAACUUCGAAUACCUUUCCUUCAUCUUCAAUCACUACGGCGAAGAUGGUUCGGCUUACUCAUGGCUGUUGCGUUUCAAGAACCAGCCUUCCGAGGAACGGUUCCAGGAAGGCUUGAUGCAGGCACUAUGGGAACAGUUGAAUGAAAUGAAGUGGACCAAGGUCAAGGAGAAUGACCGAGACUAUGUGCUUGAUGCUUUCCAGGAUCUCACCAUGGAGGAUGCUGAUGCUGCCCUUGAGGAGGCCGAAGAGGAGGAAGAAGACGCCGAAGAAGAGGAAGAUAAUGACAAGGAUGAUGCUCAGCAUAGUGAGCACUAUGAUAGUGACGAAGAGGAGGAAGACGUGGUCACUCGCGAUGCGGAUGGGAACGUGAACUCUCAAUUGGCUGUUGGAUACAAGCACGAUCGGUCGUUUGUGGUUCGCGGUUCCAAGAUCGGUGUCUUCAAGCACACUCCCCACAACAAUCUCGAGUUUUCUACUACCAUCUCGAAGGUGGAGACCCCUAAGGGUGGUCUAUUCAGCCCUAAGAAGGUUAUGCUCCACGCUGAGGAUCAAAACCUGAUUCUCCAGAAUGGAAAUGAUCCAAACUCCCUGUACAAGAUGGACUUGGAGUAUGGCAAGAUUGUCGACGAAUGGAAGGUUCAUGAUGACAUUGCUGUGGAGACCUUUGCUCCUGAGAACAAAUUCGCUCAAAUGACUGCCGCCCAACCCUUUGUUGGUGUCUCAAAGAACGCGUUGUACCGCAUUGAUCCUCGUCUUGCCGGUAACAAGCUUGUUGAUUCGGACUUGAAGCAAUACGCCAGCAAAAAUGACUUCUCGGCUAUGGCGACCACGGAGAAGGGCUACCUCGCUGUCGCCUCGAACAAGGGCGAUAUUCGCAUGUUCGACCGUCUUGGAAUCAACGCAAAGACACACAUUCCUGCUCUUGGCGAGCCCAUCAUCGGUCUCGAUGUGUCUGCUGACGGACGCUGGGUGUUGGCCACUUGUCGUACAUACCUGCUGCUGAUUGACUCCCUGCAAAAGGAAGGUAAGAAUGAAGGAAAGCUCGGGUUUGAGCGUGCAUUCGCAAAGGACUCAAAGCCCCAGCCGCGCCGCCUUGGCCUACAGCCCGCCCACGUCGCGCAGUUCCAGCAUGAAACCAAGCAGCCUCUGUCAUUCACCCCAGCCCGAUUCAACACCGGUGUUGACUCAACUGAAACCUCCAUCAUUACUGCCACUGGUCCCUUCAUCAUCACCUGGAACAUGAAGAAGGUCGUUGCAGGCCGCAAGGAUCCGUACACUAUCAAGCGCUACGGUGAGAAUGUCAUGGCCGACAACUUCAGAUUUGGCUCCGAUAAGAACGUCAUUGUUGCCUUGCCAAACGAGGUCAACAUGGUUGCCAAGCGUUCCUUCCAGAAGCCCACUCGUGAGUCUAUUGCUGGUCCUGCUACGCCCAAGCGAGGACGUGGCUGGGGCAGUCGCCUCGGCAGAGAUGACAUUGUCAACUCUCCCUAUUAA
This is a messenger RNA of Penicillium nucicola, 2409 nucleotides long. RefSeq lists its product as uncharacterized. The coding region runs from base 1 to 2409 and encodes 802 amino acids. The record is from RefSeq and is a predicted model, not a curated record. Lineage: Eukaryota; Fungi; Ascomycota; Eurotiomycetes; Eurotiales; Aspergillaceae. Gene Ontology annotation, cellular component: nucleus; cytoplasm. The transcript has 3 exons.